GAAAGGGUUGGAACUUUCGAAAGUGCCACACAUCGUUGUCAGUGAAGCGUUGGAACACGGCCAGUUACGUAUAUUCACCGUAGACAAUGAUACAGAUCCCAAUGUUUGUUCGAAGAAUCCCAUACUCAGUAACCAGUUUAUGUGUUGAGGAAUUUGUGACUUCAUGAAUAUGCGGUGACACUUGGCGGGGCUAUAGAUGAUAUCUGGACUCUAAGAGUACUGUAAAUCCUUCUUUUAGGACGGACAAUUUUCGAGACAAGACUGGUCCUUCCCAUUAAGAAACGACUGCAGUACUGGCCCUUCUCACCGAGAUGAUUAAUUGUCGAUAUCCGUCGUUCGUACCAAAUCUCACAUGAGCGUGCAAGAUGGUAUGGCCUGAGCAAUAUGGCCGUGAUAUAAUUUCAAUCUGUCCAGACCUGGGUUAGAGUUCCUAAAAAGAGAGUUAAAUUCGCGGCAAACACACUUGUAUAUGCGGGAUCGAUUCUUCGCAUGAAGAGCAGGAGUGAUUGAAAUGAGCAAUUGGACGAUAGCAAUGCGGGAGCCAGAAGCCUUUAUCCAAUGCGAGGUAGAUAGACAAGAACGUUGAGGGCAACAAGCAUGGAAUAACCCCAUUGCACAAUAGCAGACAGAUCUCGCAGCAUAUCCCGUUGGAUUGAUACCAUGAGAACAAACAUCUGGCCGCGGGUUUGAAUGGGCAAAUGGUUAUUUUUGGUUGCCUAUCAAAGUAUUAAUAAUUUGCCAAGUGGAUCAAAUCGAUGCAACCAAUGCCAUAACAAAUGCCACGUUCCCCGUGGGCUCCAUCUGUGCUCCAUCGCAGCAUGAUGACAUGUAAAGCUUGGAGUUAGUGUUAUUCCCUCCAGAUGUGCAAGGCAAUGAGCUUUCUUCGUGUAUGGAGGAGGGAGGUAAGCAGACGUCAACUCAAGGCUUUGUUGAUGCCUCGUAAGUCUUCCAAGCGGCGAAAAGGAAAGAAAAGAAUGCGUGGUCAAGAAGGCUGAGUCCACUAAUUAGGAAGUUUAAAGCCUUAAGUUUUACCGUUCCGAACUAGCGCUUGUGGAUUGGAACGGGCGUUUCGUAGCGAAGCCGAUCAUCUAUCUACAAGUGACGAUUUCGAAGUAAUUAUUGACACUUGACGAUAUACCAACUGCCAAAAUCUGUGCAUUGAAUGUGCGAAUCUGGCCCUUUCAUGAUAGCCUCUUGCAUGCAGUUUCUCUCGCAUUCGCUGUGCUAAAACUCACUCCUUGAGAUCUACUGUCAUCAGCGCGGACCGUUGCGCCUGUAAGGGGGGUUGAUAACCAGGGUCGACUCAACUUCAAAAUGGGUAUCAGUCGUCGUCCGAAGGGGAACAAUAAUGCCUCUGCCGCAGAGAGUGCCCCGUCGGGGAAGCCGAAUAUCCAGAAAGCCCAGUUCGAUACGACCAAGAAGAAGGAAGUUGGUGUGUCGGAUCUUACUUUGAUCAGUAAGGUCUCUAAUGAAGCAAUCAACGAGAAUCUCAAGAAGAGAUUCGAUAAUAGGGAAAUCUAUACAUACAUUGGGCAUGUGCUUGUUUCUGUCAAUCCUUUUCGAGAUUUGGGAAUUUACACAGAUGCAGUCUUGGAUAGUUACAAAGGCAAGAAUCGGCUGGAGAUGCCACCUCAUGUCUUCGCCGUUGCCGAAUCUGCAUACUAUAAUAUGAAUGGUUAUAAAGAUAAUCAAUGUGUUAUCAUUUCAGGAGAAUCUGGAGCGGGAAAGACCGAGGCAGCAAAGCGAAUCAUGCAAUACAUAGCCAAUGUUUCUGGAGGCAGUAACUCAUCCAUUCAGGAGAUUAAGGAUAUGGUUUUGGCGACGAAUCCAUUGCUAGAAUCUUUCGGUAAUGCGAAAACAUUACGAAACAAUAAUUCCUCUCGUUUCGGAAAAUACCUCCAAUUGCAGUUUAAUGCGCAAGGAGAACCGGUGGGCGCAGACAUAACAAACUACCUUCUCGAGAAGACGAGAGUAGUCACUCAAAUCAAGGACGAGCGGAAUUUCCACAUUUUCUACCAAUUUACCAAAGGGGCUUCGCAAGCAUACAGGGAGAAUUUUGGUAUCCAGCAACCGUCGCAGUAUCUUUACACAAGCAAAGCCGGGUGCUUCGACGUUGAUGGAAUUGACGAUCUUGCCGAAUAUCAGGACACUUUGAAUGCCAUGAAGAUUAUCGGUUUGUCGCAAGCUGAACAAGACGAGAUAUUCCGUAUGCUAGCUGCUAUCUUGUGGACUGGAAAUAUUCAAUUUCGUGAAGAUGAAGAUGGAUAUGCUGCAGUUGUUGAUCAAUCAGUUGUUGACUUCCUGGCAUACCUGCUGGAUUGUGAUGCAGGCCACGUUAUUCAAGCUAUCACUAUUAGAAUUCUUACUCCUCGGAACGGGGAAGUUAUCGAAUCACCCGCGAAUGUUCCUCAAGCGCUGGCCACGAGGGAUGCUCUUGCUAAAGCAAUAUAUAACAACCUCUUCGAUUGGAUUGUCGAGCGUGUCAACAAAUCCCUCACUGCCCGGUCAGCGACAUCGAACUCGAUAGGUAUUCUCGAUAUUUAUGGUUUUGAGAUUUUUGAGAAGAACAGUUUCGAGCAGUUGUGUAUCAACUAUGUCAAUGAGAAAUUGCAACAGAUCUUCAUUCAGCUAACAUUGAAGACUGAACAAGAGGAAUAUGCCCGGGAACAGAUCCAAUGGACGCCAAUCAAGUACUUUGACAACAAAAUUGUUUGUGAUUUGAUCGAAUCUAUGAGACCACCAGGUAUAUUUUCCGCUAUGAAAGAUGCAACAAAGACAGCCCAUGCCGAUCCAGCUGCAUGCGAUCGUACCUUCAUGCAGGCAAUUAGCGGAAUGUCGAAUCCUCAUCUUACCCCUCGACAAGGCAAUUUCAUUGUCAAGCAUUAUGCUGGUGAUGUGAGCUAUACAGUAGAGGGAAUUACCGACAAGAAUAAGGAUCAACUUCUUAAGGGCUUACUCAACCUGUUUGGACAAAGCAAAAAUCAGUUCAUUCAUGAAUUAUUCCCCCAUCAAGUCGAUCAGGACAACAGAAAACAGCCUCCAUCUGCUGGUGAUAAAAUAAAGGCCUCAGCAAAUGAUUUAGUGGCAACAUUGAUGAAGGCAACACCAUCAUAUAUCCGUACAAUCAAGCCUAACGAAAAUAAAUCACCAACUGAAUACAACGAGAAGAAUGUUCUGCAUCAAGUCAAGUACCUUGGUCUACAAGAGAACGUUCGUAUUCGUCGUGCCGGAUUUGCAUAUCGUCAAACAUUCGACAAAUUCGUUGAACGAUUUUACCUACUUUCUCCUAAAACUUCCUAUGCAGGCGACUACAUCUGGACAGGAGAUUCAAAAACUGGAGCAAUGCAAAUUCUGAAAGACACCAACAUACCUGUUGAGGAAUAUCAAAUGGGUGUGACAAAGGCAUUUAUCAAGGCGCCUGAAACUCUGUUUGCACUAGAACACAUGCGAGACCGCUACUGGCAUAACAUGGCUGCCCGUAUUCAACGUGUGUGGAGGGCGUUCUUACAAAUCCGAAUCGAGGCCGCCACUCGAAUUCAAAGGAUGUUCAGGAAGAAGAGAGAAGGUAAAGAGUUUCUGGAGUUAAGAGAAAAGGGCCACCAGGUUCUCCAGGGGCGCAAAGAGAGGAGAAGAUACAGUCUCCUAGGUUCAAGACGUUUCAUGGGUGAUUAUCUUGGGAUUGCAGCAACCACAGGGCCUGGAUCAAAAAUACGCGGGUCAAUCAAUUUGCCAGCUAACGAAGCCACAAUUUUCUCCUGCCGUGGUGAGAUUCUCGAGACAAAAUUCGGUCGAUCAAGUAAGCUAAGCCCUCGCAUCUUCAUCAUGACGAAGGCGAAGUUCUACAUAGUUAGUCAACAGCUUGUGAAUAAGCAGGUCCAAAUUGCUGUGGAAAAGGCCAUUCCCCUUGGAGCUAUCAAAUUCGUUAGCAUAUCGACUUGCCGGGAUGAUUGGUUUUCCCUAGGCGUAGGCUCACCACAGGAAGCGGAUCCGCUUCUUACUUGCGUUUUUAAGACCGAACUGUUUACACAUAUGCAAGGAGCAAUGCCUGGUGGCGGUUUCAAUCUUAAAAUAGGAGACUCGAUCGAGUAUGCCAAGAAGCCUAACAAAAUGCAGUUAAUUAAGGUGGUCAAAGACUCUCAACAGGCUCAAGAUCAUUAUAAGAGUGCAACUAUUCACACCCAAGCGGGUGAGCCACCCACCUCGCGAUCAAAACCUUUGCCGAAAGGCAAGCCUGUUGCGCCGAAACCGUUCACCUCUGGGCGUCUUAUUAAGCCUGGGGGACCAGGAGGACGACCCUCGAAACUGACGAAUGGAAACCGACCAACACCCAAGCCAGUUCCUUCACCUGCUGCGGCAAGACCUGUACCUACACCAGCAGCAGCAGCAAUGCCGAUACCCGCGCCGAUACCCGCAGCCAACCCUAUUGCAGCCUCUAUUCCAGUACACACAAGAAACCCCUCUUUGCAAUCAGCACAAUCUACGAGAGCUGUGCCACCACCUCCUCCGCCCGCCCCACCUGCUCCACCCCCAGCUCCAGCUUCGAAAGAACCUCAAUACCGCGUUCUUUACGAGUUUGCUGGACAAAGUGCCAAUGAAUUUUCUCUCAAGCAGGGUGAGAUAGUGACUGUCCUCCAGAAGGAGACAAAUGGCUGGUGGCUCACCAAGAAUGUCCGUGGUCAAGGCUGGGCACCUACUGCUUACCUCGAAGAAGUGGCACCGCCCCCACCACCACCUAUCGCCUCUCGUCCAACACCACCACCUCCCCCUGGACCUCCGAAGAUGAAUGGCGCAAAUGGUGCUGCGGUUCGCUCCAAGCCUACUCCGCCUGCACCACCCGCCAAACGCCCAGUAGCUGGCAGGAAACCAGCUCCUCCUCCUGCACCCCGCGAUUCCGGAAUGAGUAUUUCUAGUAAUGGGAGUGGUAAUAACAGCGGUCGGAGCACACCCACUCCAAGCUUAGCUGGUGGUUUAGCUGAAGCUUUACGCGCGAGGCAAAGCGCAAUGCAAGGGAACGCUAAAAAAGAAGACGAAGAUGAUUGGUAAACGAGGAAGCAAGCGAUAUCAUAUGAUAAAAGUUCUUGACUGAUUAGGCGAGAUGAGAGAAGCGAAACCGAAGUGUAUGGAAAGCAGAUAGAAUGAAGAAAUGAAGCGAAACUAUUGUUCUUUACAUGCAACUUAGCGAGGCUAGGCGGUAUUUUCUACAAAAUCCUGUGUGCGUGUUGACACGGGAUUGAUCGUAUGCAUUGUGCUUGAGAGCGUUUUCUGAUAUAGAAAGACAGAGAUCGCUGGUUUUAUAGUCUGGGGGAAGAAAGGGUUGGGUCAGAGGGUUCUUCAUAGAUAGAAAGGCGAAUGCUUUA
This is a messenger RNA of Botrytis cinerea B05.10, 5357 nucleotides long. RefSeq lists its product as hypothetical. Gene Ontology annotation, molecular function: microfilament motor activity; ATP binding; actin filament binding. The record is from RefSeq and is a predicted model, not a curated record. Gene Ontology annotation, biological process: actin filament organization; vesicle transport along actin filament; endocytosis. Gene Ontology annotation, cellular component: myosin complex; plasma membrane; actin cortical patch. The coding region runs from base 1315 to 5043 and encodes 1242 amino acids. Lineage: Eukaryota; Fungi; Ascomycota; Leotiomycetes; Helotiales; Sclerotiniaceae. The transcript has 6 exons.